CUAGUAUGUAAUUAAAUUCUAGGUAGAAAAAACCUAACCCGACCGUAAAGUUAAAUGUGGCUCGAUUUAGAGGUGGAAUCUUGUGUACUGCCGCGGCCAUUUCGCCCCCAAAAUCACAGGUUCCCGCCUUCUCUAGCCACCACAGUUUGACUUAGCUACGAAAAUGGCUCGAAUCGGCAAGAAAGAAGGCGGCGCGGCGGCGGACCCCGAGGCGGAGGAGAGAGCAAAGCUGAAGAAGCUGGCCUUCUCCAGAAACAUUUUGUCGCAGAGCCCAGCGAAGGUGGGCCGCCACGCAGCCGCCCUGGCGCCGAACAAGGCGGUGGUCAAGCACCACGGCCGGGAUAUUCUCAGGAAGUCACAGCGGAAGAACAAGUAUCUCUUCUCCUUCCCCGGCCUGCUCUGCCCGAUCUCCGGUGGAAAAAUCGGCGAGCUCAAAGACCUCGGCACCAAAAACCCCAUCCUAUACCUAGAUUUCCCGCAGGGCAAGAUGAAGUUGUUUGGGACGAUUGUUUAUCCCAAGAAUAGGUACUUGACGCUUCAGUUCUCAAGAGGUGGGAAGAAUGUAACAUGUGAUGACUACUUUGACAAUAUGAUAGUAUUUUCAGAUGCUUGGUGGAUUGGAACAAAAGAGGAAAAUCCCGAAGAGUUGCAGCUUCAGUUCCCAAAGGACCUGAUUGUGGAAAAACAUGCUGAUUAUGAUUUCAAGGGGGGUGUAGGGGCUACAUGUGACCGUAAACAACAUUCUGGAAAAUCUGCAGUCAAAUGCUUGGAAGAGGACUCACCAAAAGUCAAUUGGGAAGACGAUGUAACUGAGAGUCCAAGUGAUAACGAAGAGCUAACGGUUGUUACUCCAGCUCGAGAGUCAGCUAGGACUGCAGGAAAAACAUUCAAUUUUGCAGAAGCGUCGUCUGGGGAUGAUUUUAUUGGAAAUGGAGAUGAAACGCCUGAAGAGGAGGGUGAGAAACGACAUACACAUACAGAAAGCUCCUCCCCUGUUGUAUUCGAUAUCAACAACGUGGAUAGUGCUAGUAAAGAUCAAGCUUCAAAACAAGAUAAGCAGUCUUGGAAAGCUAAAGAUCUUCCUGAAAAUGAUCAGAAGUCUCUUGUUCAAACAACAUUAUCUUCACUGUUUAAGAAGGCAGAGGAUAAGAAGACGAAGAAGGAUGUUAUACAGAAGACAAAUGCUUCGGAUGCUUCAAAGCUUACAAAAGGAAGAAAGAAAGUAGAGGAAAGACAAACUGGUACUCUAACUAAGGAGCAGAAGAGACAACAGAAGAAAAUAGAGUUAGCGGACCCUAUUACAGUUUACCAAAGGAAGACAAAAGCCAAAACCUCAGAAGCAUCAUCCUCAAAGAGAAGAAAAGCUAGUGUGGUCUCUACUUCCCAGUCAUCUGAUCCGAAUGACUCCACUCAGGCCUCAGAUGAUGACAUAGAAGAUUUCUCCAGCACAUCGCAGGACAUCGGUGAAAGUGAUGAAGAUUGGACAGCUUGAGAUUAUGAUCUGAUUCGUAUUUGACCACUGGUUUAAUCAAGUAUGAAAUGAAGGGGAUAUUUGGCGAAACAGUUCCAUCCUGUGAGCAAGCUUACGGCUUCAGGCUUGCUGUACAACUCUUAAAUAUCGAGUGUACGAAUUUAAGCGCCCAACAAUGUUUGGUCGAGCAUUAAAAAAUUCUGAGAUUUUAUUCGUAGUAGACCUAAAUCUAUAUCUAUAUAUAUAUAAUUGCUGGCAAGCUUCAAUAAAUUUUAGUCAGCUAGCAAUUAAUAAAAAUAGAACUUCAUUUAAUAAAAAUCU
Messenger RNA from Striga asiatica, 1792 nucleotides. The record is from the annotation of a GenBank genome assembly. Lineage: Eukaryota; Viridiplantae; Streptophyta; Magnoliopsida; Lamiales; Orobanchaceae.